AUGGCGAAAGAGGUAGCACUUGCACUUGGAUAUGUGAACGCGACCAAAGCUGUUACCAUGCACACGGAUGUUCGAUCCAGGAUUCAGUACAGAAAUAUGGAAGAUGCCCAUUUUGGGCAUCUUGCCACAAUGCAUCCUGAUACGAUAUUUAUCACCGAAUCUGGUAUUUACGAUCUUGUAUUUGGUUCAAAAUUACCCGCCGCUAAGGAAUUCAGAUGGUGGGUUGUAAGCGAUGUUCUUCCAUCCAUUCGGAAAACAGGAAGGUAUGCACUACCCGGUGUUAUGGAAGCUAUCGAUAACGUUAAGGAUGAAAAAUUACGUCAACUUUCCGAGAAAGAACGGAAAGAAGGACGUACCAAACUAAGACAUAAAAGUAAUAUUGUAAAAGAUCCAAAAGCAGUUUUACAUGGAAGGAAAGGUGGAUUAGUCGCGCAGGAAAAUAUUAGACAGACCAGAAAAGAUCUGGAAAGAAAAGAAUCUCAAGUUUGCGAUCAGGGAAAAGAAAUUACUGAACUCAGAGAAAAAGUAUUAUACCUACUAGCUGAAAUAGACGAACUCGAAGACGAGAACGAAAAACUCUAG
This is a messenger RNA of Paramuricea clavata, 582 nucleotides long. The record is from the annotation of a GenBank genome assembly. Lineage: Eukaryota; Metazoa; Cnidaria; Anthozoa; Malacalcyonacea; Plexauridae.